Caenorhabditis elegans is the source of this 743-nucleotide messenger RNA. It is a transcript of the gene ZC477.7, whose product is annotated as BAR domain-containing protein. The record is from RefSeq and is marked reviewed. The coding region runs from base 122 to 706 and encodes 194 amino acids. Lineage: Eukaryota; Metazoa; Nematoda; Chromadorea; Rhabditida; Rhabditidae. The transcript has 4 exons.
AGGCCAUUUGGUGAAACGUGAUAAAACAUUAUAUUUUGAAAAAACAAUUUUAUUACUUCAUUAUACUUGUCUCGAAGUUACUCGGACUUCUCAUCUUCAUCGCUUCCUAAUCAACAUCAUCAUGUUUGGACGUCUGAAGCAGAAAGUUAAGGAAAAGACUGGACGUGCCAAGGCGACAACUCUUCCCGCAGAAGUGGACGAUGCGAUGGGCUACUUCAAAAAUCUGACGCCACGUGUCAAGGACCUUCACAAGAGCAUGACAAACUUGGAAGAUAUUAGCAAGUGGCAGAAGAAAGCCAGUUUCUCUGGCACCCUUGAGAAUUACUCGCGUCUCGGUGACAAGAUCAAUGUGAAACCAUUUAUGGAUGCUGUUGAUGUUAGAAUGGGUGCCGAAGCUGAUGCCGUGAAAGGGGUUCUCGCGAUUUGUGAAAAAUACAAGUCAUUCUACCAAAACGAGGGAAAACUCCACGCGGACAGUAUCGCAAACUUGAAUAGAACUCGGCUCGACAUGGACAGUGCAGCGGAUAAGUAUGCGAACAACGAGAAUGAAGUUAACAAGACUCGUUUGGAUAACAGUACCAAGGAAUUUGAAGUGGCUUGGGAGAGAAUGCGAGAACUGGCGAACGGAAUCAAGACAAUUGAAUCGAACCAUUCUUCCUGGCAAGACAAUCUGAUGAAGGAGAUUAAAGUGGCGUUGCGUAAAUGAAGAAAAUCCUCUUUGCAAAUAAAGAUUUUCUACAUUC